CAGUUUCGUGGCUGUGAGAAAACAUUCCGCAGGUAAGUUAGAAAUAUUUACUUUGACGCGGUCAAAGUUUUUUUGUAAAGUUUUUUUUUUUUUUUUUGAACAAAGUUUUGUUUACGGUUUUUGUUUGCUCUGCUUCAUCUUUACAGGCCAAGUUUUUCGCAAAAUAAGCAAUAUAAAUAUUUUCCCACUUUAUCGGAGGAUAGGCAAGACAACACAUUUUCUAUGAAAUUUGUGAAUUUUCACAAUACAGAACUCUGCAAAUUGAAUUUGAUUUCCAAAUGCGAGGAAACAAGUUUAAAUUUUCCGUCUGAAAUAGAACGUCGCAGACACAACAAAUGAACUGCGUUUCGCAUGUAUUUUCCCACUGAGAGUCCUUAUUUCCCAAAUUAUAACUAACUGAUUGACUUGAAAUUUCAGGUUCUUAUGGAAAAAAAAUGCUUAGCUUUUUGCUAUGUUGUGAUGAUAUUGCUUCACACCGUAUUUUGGGAAAAGUUAACAUCACAGAAAUCAGGCCCUAGGUAAUAUGCAAGGUUUCUUGGUAGUUACGGUAUUAUAUGUCUUUCCUUUGCACUUAUCCUUUUUUUUUGGGGGGGGGGGGCUUACCAAGUCGAAUUAAAAAUCCUUCAUGUUAGCAGAACUGAAAAAAUGUCAAACUCACACGACCAGUUUUAAUUCUACAUGCCAAACUGAGAAAACCCCCGGCAUAAUCCAUCCCGUAAACCGUGUCCUCCACACGUUUCGGGAGUACCAAGAUGGCAGCCAAUGGCUUCAAACAUUCGACAUAUACCGCUCGAUGUGUACGAGCUUGCCAGUCUUUUUUAGAUCAGUGGUUACAACGAACACACACACAAAAAAAUGCCAUUCCCGCAAAUUCACACAUUCUCCCGUGAGAGUGGUUUGAAACGGUCCCAUUUGUCCAACUCCCAGCUCACGAACAGUUCUCGAGAGUACCUGCGCCUCUUCUCUCCUUUUGGACACUAGCUUUUAUUUUGAAGUAGGCACAAGUAAUUGCGUUGAAAUGACGUCACGAGUACGGAAGUGCAUCCUCACGCGGGAAAUUGUACAUUCGGGUGUUUAUAAAUGACAGCAUCACGUCGUCGGGUGUUAUGGACAAACCAGAAGAUGGAGCCGGUGAGCGGAAGCGCGCCCCGCCAGUGAAGGUCCUAUCCUGCCAGCUGAAGACUGCGACGGAGGUACGGGCAAGUACCGGAGAGUCCGUGGGCGGCUGGCUCGUCAGACUACUGGGCACGGAUGGUUCCCUGCCGGUGUCGCUGGUGUGGAUGCAGGGCACCGUCCUGGAGGUGCAGCUGGAGCUCGGCACCGCGCUGCUCAUGGACGAGACUGGCACGUUCACGGUCCAGGGCGUCAACAGCGUGCCUAAAGGGAAACCGUGUCUAUCCUCGGGUAAAUAUGUGAUGGUGAUGGGCGCGCUCCAGGCAGUCUCCCCGGAGCCGCUGGUCCGGGCCGUCAAGCUGGCCGACCUCUCCGAGGACGCCACGCUGCACAGACAGAUGUGGAAGCUGGAGGUGGACGAUCUCCAGCGGGUGCUGGCCCGCCGCACCUCUGUCGACCUCUGACAGCUGGAAACAAAACGGACCUCACGAGACACCUCGAUUAUCGUAUGAAUAAAUUCAUUUGCACAUUAAUUUAUGCAGAUAAUGUUUUAAUUAAGAAACACAAAAAAGCAUAAGGAUGUAACUAGGAAAA
Molecule: messenger RNA, 1707 nt
Organism: Syngnathoides biaculeatus (alligator pipefish)
Lineage: Eukaryota; Metazoa; Chordata; Actinopteri; Syngnathiformes; Syngnathidae
Gene: rmi2
Product: RecQ mediated genome instability 2
Exons: 2
Coding region: 1107-1577 (156 amino acids)
Biological process (GO): DNA repair; regulation of sister chromatid segregation; negative regulation of double-strand break repair via homologous recombination
Cellular component (GO): cytosol; nuclear speck
Source: RefSeq, a predicted model, not a curated record